CUUCAUUUAUCAGACAUUAUACUUGCAGGACGUUGAAAACGACAAUAUGAACCAUGAAUGUAACUUAAAGUUAAAACUUGCAACAAGAGAAAAAAUCAGGAGGUUUAACUCUUUGCGUGGUGCAGAGGUGCAGCCAGGUGUGUUUUGGGAUGUGGUGGUGGUGACUUCUGUGGAUGGGAUCCAGAGAGAAGCAUAUGAGCUGCAGAUCAGUGAGAAAGUUGACCGGAAAGAGCUUCCCCUAGGAAUCCAUUACAAGGUCUUCUCAGACCCGCCUGGAUCCAAAAUAGGGAAUGGGGGCUCCACUCUGUACGCUCUGCAGCAGCUGAUGGACAUCUACGGGAAGUCUCUGGGCAGACUGAGAGUCAUCCUGAUCCAUGCAGGAGGGUCGAGUCAGCGUUUGCCCAGCGCCAGUGCCCUCGGGAAGAUCUUCACCACUGUACCUCUGGGUGACCCUCUCUUCCAGAUGCUGGAGCUCAAACUGGCCAUGUAUGUGGAUUUCCCAGCUCAUAUGAAGCCCGGCGUACUGGUGACCUGCGCAGAUGACAUAGAGCUCUACAGUAUUGCGGAGGAUGAGAGUGUUAAUUUUGACAAACCUGGCUUUACAGCUUUAGCUCACCCCUCCUCGCUGUCUGUCGGAACAACUCACGGCGUGUUUGUGUUGGAUUCGAAUGAAAAGUCCACACACUCGCAAAUGGAGAACAUUCCCUGCUUACGCUUUCUACACAAACCAAACAUCGAUAAAAUGCGAGAGAGUGGUGCUGUUUGUCAGAGGCGGAGCGGUUGUUUUGCUCUAUCUGACACUGAGUUUGUCUACACAGACAGCACCUAUUACAUCGACUUUAAAACUGCACAGUCUCUUCUUAAUUUGCUGAAAGAGGUUGGACCUUUAGAAUGCGAGAUAGAUGCAUAUGGGGAUUUUCUUCAAGCACUGGGUUCCCAGGCCACGAUAGAGUACACCCGCAACACUGCUAAUGUUACCAAAGAGGAGAGCAGUCUGGUGGAAAUCCGCCAGAAAAUCUUCCAUCUGCUCAGAGGGACUCCCCUGAAUGUCAUUCUCCUAAACAACUCCAAGUUUUACCAUAUCGGGACGACGUCAGAAUACCUGUUUCACCUCACUGAGGAUGCAGUGCUGAGGAGUGAGCUGGGCCUCCUGACGUCUGCUUUUAGCGUACAUUCAGAUGAAAACACUGAAGGCUGCUGCGUUAUGUGCAGCAUCCUCGAUCCCAGUUGCUCUGUGGGAGCUGGAUCAGUGGUGGAGUACUCCAGACUGGGAGCAGGAGUGUCUGUAGGCAGCGGCUGUAUCGUCAGCAGCUGCUGGGUCAGUCCAGGCCUGUCAGUGCCUGAUAGAGUCUUCAUGCACUCACUGUGUGUGAACCACCAGGACCGACCAAGGUUUGUAACUGCUGCCUUUGGGAUUAACGAUGACCUGAAGCGCAGCGUGGGAGCUCCUGCAUCUAUGGAAGCACUGCAGCUUUUUGGAGUUAGCCUGGCAGAGUGCGUGUCCCACUGGGGGCUGGGUAGCGAAGUCUCCAGGUUUUCCGGGGACGUGUCCAGCUUUAAUUUGUGGAAUGCUCGCCUGUUUCCUGUUUGCUCCGACCCACAAAACUCAUUCUCGAUGUCUCUCAAGAUGGUGCAGGCUGUCCUCAGUGGCUCUACGUUCACGCUAUCCAACGACACACAGCUGAUAUCAAUGCAAGAGUCACUACAAUGUAAGAACCUGGAGGAGAUGCUGAAGUUGAGAAAGGGACUACAUGAUGACAUCACACAGAGACGACGCAGCAAUUAAAACUGCUGUGUUUUAUUUAGAUUUAGUGAUAAGAUUUAUGUUGUCAGUGUCGUUACCAGAAAAUGUUGUACUAUAAGUU
Scomber scombrus (Atlantic mackerel) is the source of this 1865-nucleotide messenger RNA. It is a transcript of the gene fpgt, whose product is annotated as fucose-1-phosphate guanylyltransferase. Lineage: Eukaryota; Metazoa; Chordata; Actinopteri; Scombriformes; Scombridae. Gene Ontology annotation, molecular function: transferase activity, transferring phosphorus-containing groups. The record is from RefSeq and is a predicted model, not a curated record. Bases 47 to 1786 code for a protein of 579 amino acids. The transcript is spliced from 4 exons.